Staurois parvus is the source of this 404-nucleotide messenger RNA. The record is from the annotation of a GenBank genome assembly. Lineage: Eukaryota; Metazoa; Chordata; Amphibia; Anura; Ranidae.
GGGGGGGAUAUGAUUAUGACAAGGAUCUCACAUACAUUAUAUAAAGGUUUAUCUGAUAUAAUAACAGGGAUAUAUGGAGAAAUUAUACCAGAACCUGCAGAUAUAUUACUGGAUGUCGACACAGCUCAUAACUACCUAAAUAUCUCAGAUGAUAGGAAGACCGCACACAAGACAAAUAAAAAUCUGAAUCGCCCUAAUACACCUGAGAGAUUUCAGGAACGUGAUAUCUCCUCAGGUGUUGAACAGUCAGAGUUUCUCCUCGGGGCGACAUUACUGGGAUGUGGAUGUUGGGGGAUCAUCCCACUGGAGAGUCGGGGUGUGUUACCCCAGUAUAGCCAGGACAGGAGAGAUGUCAGAGACUGGAAAUAAUGAGAAGUCCUGGUGUCUGGAGAGGAACGGUGAUA